Molecule: messenger RNA, 3203 nt
Organism: Astyanax mexicanus (Mexican tetra)
Lineage: Eukaryota; Metazoa; Chordata; Actinopteri; Characiformes; Acestrorhamphidae
Exons: 2
Coding region: 236-1399 (387 amino acids)
Molecular function (GO): nucleic acid binding
Source: RefSeq, a predicted model, not a curated record
ACUGUUCACUUCGAGAAUAAAGACGUAAUAUUACGAGAAUAAUCUCGUAAUAUUACGAGAAAAAAGGCGUAAUAUUACGAGAAAAAAUACGUAAUAUAACAAGAAAAAAAGUCAUAAUAUUACGAGAAUAAUCUCGUAAUAUUACGAGAAAAAAGACGUAAUAUUACUAGAUUAAAGUGGCAUUACAGCCAGGAAAGUCGCAUUAUUAUGGACAAAGCAAUGUCCUCCUGUUAAAAUGAGGGACGUUGAGGAUUUGGUAAAGUUAUACUUUCGUAUGGGUUUCACCAAUAAAGAAAUACUCAAUCUGCUGGCCCAUCACGACAGGAUUGUUAUUAGUAUUAGAACACUGAAACGUUUGUGCAAGAAACUGUUUUUAUUCAGAAGAAAGAACCAGACGGACUUGGAGGAAAUAAUCUCCUUUGUUGAAGGAGAACUCGCAGGCAGUGGCCGACUACAGGGCUAUCGGUGGUUACAUCUCCGUGCCAUUCGAAGAGGGUAUGUAGUUUCACAGGAGAUGAUGAGAAUGGUAAUCAAGAUGAUUGAUCCUGAAGGAGUGGAGCUGCGGCGUGCUCGGCGUCUUCGUCGCCGGCAGUACAGCAACCGAGGCCCUAACGCUUUAUGGCAUAUGGACUCGUAUGAUAAACUAAAACCAUAUGGAAUCGCUAUAAAUGGUUGCAUUGACGGAUUUAGUCGGUAUGUCAUGUGGAUGGAAGCGUACAAUACAAACAGCGACCCAAAGGUAAUUGCGGACUACUUCAUAGCCACAGUAGCACGGGUUGGAGGAUGCCCCGAGCGCAUGCGGGCCGACCCAGGCACCGAAAAUAGUCAUGUGAGGGAUAUGCAGCUGUUCCUGCGCAGGAAUCACUCGGACCAUUACGCCAGUGAGAGAAGUUUUGUUUAUGGAUGCAGCACGGCAAACCAACGCAUCGAAUCCUGGUGGGGAAUUCUGCGAAAGCAAGCUGGACAAUUCUGGAUGGAUAUUUUUCAGACACUCAGAGAUGAUGGACAUUUUUCUGGAGACUUCUUGGACAAGAAUUUGAUACAAUUCUGCUUCCUAAACCUAAUUCAGGAGGAACUUGAUGAAGUUGUAAGAACAUGGAAUUCCCAUCUAAUCAGACCAAGACGGGGACAAGGGACGCACAGGGGACGCCCAAUUCUGAUGUUCUGCAUGCCACAGAUUUACAGUUCCGGGGAAGACAAAAUUAAGUCUGUUCUUCCAGAAGAGGUAGCUGUUUGCAAAGAGGAAUGCACCCCAAAGGACCAGUACCCCUGUGAUGAAACAAUCUUUGAGCUAUGUGCUCUUCUUAUAGAUGAAAAUGGUUGGGAUGCUCCUGUUGAUGCAUACCAUGCAGCUGAACUUUACACUCUCUUAAGAACUGAAAUACUAGAGAACAUAUAGAAGUUCUCAACACCAGCAUUCUACUGCCCUGUAGAGUUCAUUUCAGUCCAAACAAAACACUCCAUAGCAUGGACAGAUUGAUGAUUUGCUGUGUGCUGAAGCUGCCUGAAACUGAAAGACUGUUGUGUGCUAUCUUAAAAAAAAUCUCUUCAAUAUAAAAUGUCAAGGUAACUGUAAAAAUAAAAUAUAAAACUGCAUUUAAGCCAUUUUUUCUUUUUUAGUAGUUAUUACUGACAGAACAAGUGCAACAUAAUACUGUAUCAAACUAAACAUAUUAAACAAUUCAACAAUGCAUGACAUUAGUGUGUAAGAACAUCUAAUUGGAGAAUGUUUGCAUAACAUUUUGCAAUACAUUAUUAUGUAUCUAUAACAAUGCAUGUGUUUGCAUUCUUACUGCAAAAGUAACACAUGUAUUUAUGACUGUUAGAACUAUGUUUGUAGAAAAAGACGCCCAGGCUUUAAAAAAAAAAUAUUUGGCAUCAAAUUUCAUUACUACACAAUGUCCAUCACCCAGAUGUUGCUUUCUAGAACAGCAUUGAAUUCAGCGCGGAAGUCGGGAAAAUGAUCGUAGCUCUCAGAGAGAUGUAUGAGCAUCCCACAUGUACGCCCAAUAGGCCUCCUUGUGAAAUCACUCUGGUGAAUGAAGUCUACGCCGAUAGUACUUGACACCACCAAAUCAGAGCCUGUGCAGAACCUCAGAAAUCUUCCAAGCUUGUCUUCAUCAAGUUCUCUGACAUAUCUUCUCAAGUGUGUGGCAACCUCUGCUUGCUUUGACGUCAUUUCUGUUGGAAACAUUAACAUUUUUGCCACUUUUUUUGGAGUUGGUUUCAGGUCACUGUACAUCUUGGUCAGUUCCUCGCAACUAAGAGUUGUCUGUAGCUGUGUUACCUCCCUCCAGCAGUCAAUGACAAACAUUGGUUUUUGCACAAGUUCCUUAUGAGAGAUCUCAUUGAGUAUUUCAGCCAAAGUGGCAGCAGUGACAUGCCUUCUGCAUUCAAAAGUGUUGAGAAUUUCCAAAAGGUCAUCAAGAUCGACAGAAGUGAAGUCAUCUAGUGCUCGACAUAGGAUAUCUCGAUCUUGGCAGCUCACAAACUGCAGAAAAUGUGCCCUCAGAUCACUACACACAGUCCCAAAAAAGACCUCUUCAAGAAAAGGUAGAGCCAGCUUGACUGGUAUGUAUUUGCAAUCUUGAAAUCCUUUGAGAAGAAUUCGCCCAACUGCCUUCCACUUCUCAGCAGUGAAAUCAUGCCUGAGGAAAGGCACCUUCAGGGUUGUUCCAAGGGUACAGCGUUCAUAGAAUUCUGUCCAGAAGCAACUGUAGACAUCCCUAAGAACACCUGACCCAGCACCAGCUUCCAAUGAGCUGUCAGGAAGCAGGCGUUUCACUGUCAAUGAUGCAUUCAUAAUCUCAGGAUCAGAAAAUGCCUCUAUCAUCUCAGCAAAACUGUUUGAGUAGUGUAAGACCAAAAUCCUAGGAGACAAGGCUUGAGGGGAGCUGUGAGGUAACUCUUCAGGCUGAUAGGGCAAUGUGUCACUGAGAGAAUCAUUGUCAACUAUUUGUUGUGCACCAAAAGAGAUCUCAGGGUCAUACACAUCUGCUCUAAUGGCAUGUGAAACGGUUUCUUCGACAGAAUAUUCUAGUUCCACAGACAAAGUAAUGGGAUCCCUGAUGUCAUCAACAAAUGUGUUUGCAACAUGAUCAGUGCUAGCAUGUAAGUGUGUAUUCACUGAGGAUUGUGUGGCCUCAAUUUGCUCAGAAACAAAAAACACCUCUGGGAAUGAAUCUUCAGAUCCUCCUCUUUGA